Messenger RNA from Camelina sativa (false flax), 462 nucleotides. NCBI's taxonomy places the organism in Eukaryota, Viridiplantae, Streptophyta, Magnoliopsida, Brassicales, Brassicaceae. The record is from RefSeq and is a predicted model, not a curated record.
AUGAUAACCGGCGAUUCAAUCGACGGUGGAGAUUUCAUCAGCUCUUUACCUGACGUGAUUCUCCACCAUAUCCUCUCCUCUGUUUCGACCAAGUCGGCGAUCAGAACCUCUGUUUUGUCCAAACGAUGGAGGUAUGUAUGGUCUGAGACACCUUCUCUCUCCAUUGAUUGUCAUAGAGCCAACCCUAAUUCGAUCGACAAAACCCUAACUAGCUUCUCGGCUCCCAAGAUCACGGCUUUUCAUCUCCGUACAAGCUUGCACAACAGGGUUCAACCCAUUAACGGCUGGAUCGAAUUCGCCAUUUCUCGCGACGCGGAGAAGCUUUCGUUUGAGUUCCGUGAUUCUUGUGUUAGGGAUUACAAUUUUCCUGAUUUCUUCUACACCAAUUCAUCUGUGAAGCAGCUCUUUGUCAACUCUGGAGCUGUUGAUUUGAUUCCCAGAUGCGCAGUCUCUUGGGNCUAG